GCCUGGUGUCGCCCCUGUGGCCAAAGGACUCGGCUUCAGCUUCAGGGCGCUUUCGUUGUUGGACUACGUUUCCCACAGGCCCCAGGGCCGCGGAUGAACUUUGACCUUUGCAUCUCUUUCCGGUGUUUUGGUUAUUGAGUUCUGCAAGUGAAGGCCCUCUGAAGUGGAAGACAGCAUUGGUAUUAAUGGCCAGCUCAAGUUUCAUUGGGGAUCGUGUCCAUGGAGCUCCUCAUGCUGUCAUGCCAGAAGUGGAAUUCCCUGACCAGUUCUUUACAGUUCUAACCAUGGACCAUGAACUGGUGACACUCAGGGAUGUGGUCAUCAACUUCUCUCAGGAGGAAUGGGAAUAUCUGAAUUCUGCUCAGAGGAACUUGUACUGGGAUGUGAUGAUGGAGAACUACAGCAACUUACUCUCACUGGAUUUGGAGUCCAGGAAUGAGACUAAGCAUUUAUCUGUAGGAAAAGACAUUAUUAAAAACACUGGUUCUCAGUGGGAGGUAAUGGAAAGUAGCAAGUUACGUGGCCUUGAAAGUUCCAUUUUCAGAAAUGACUGGCAAAGCAAAAGCAAGAUUGAAGUACAAGGACCUGAAGUGGGAUAUUUCAGUGAAAUGAAAAUCAUCUCUGAAAAUGUGCCCACUUACAAAACUCAUGAAUCUCUUACGUUACCUCAGAGAACUCAUGACAGUGAGAAGCCCUAUGAAUACAAGGAAUACGAGAAGGUCUUCAGUUGUGACUUAGAGUUUGCUGAAUAUCAGAAAAUACAUACUGGUGGAAAAAACUAUGCAUGCAAUCAAUGUUGGAAAACCUUUGGGAUAGAUAACUCCAAUAUGUUACAACUGAAUAUUCAUACUGGUGUGAAACCUUGUAAAUAUAUGGAAUAUGGGAAUACAUGUAGUUUUUAUAAAGACCUUAAUGUAUACCAGAAAAUUGAUAAUGAGAAGUUCUACAAAUGUAAGGAAUACAGAAGGACUUUUGGAAGAGUUGAAGAAGUUACUCCACUUCAAAGAGUUCAUGAUGGUGAGAAACAUUUCGAAUGCUCAUUCUGUGGGAAAUCCUUUAGAGUGCAUGCGCAACUUACUCGACAUCAGAAAAUCCAUACUGAUGAGAAAACUUACAAAUGUAUGGAAUGUGGCAAGGACUUCAGAUUUCAUUCACAGCUUACCGAACAUCAGAGAAUUCAUACUGGUGAGAAGCCCUACAAAUGUAUGCACUGUGAGAAGGUUUUUAGAAUUAGUUCACAGCUCAUUGAACAUCAGAGAAUUCAUACUGGUGAGAAACCUUAUGCAUGUAAGGAAUGUGGAAAGGCUUUUGGAGUAUGUAGAGAACUUGCUCGUCAUCAGAGAAUUCAUACUGGUAAGAAACCCUAUGAAUGCAAAGCAUGUGGAAAGGUCUUUAGAAACAGUUCAUCCCUGACUAGACAUCAGAGGAUUCAUACUGGUGAAAAACCCUAUAAAUGUAAAGAAUGUGAGAAAGCAUUUGGAGUAGGUAGUGAACUUACUCGACAUGAAAGAAUUCACAGUGGUCAAAAGCCUUAUGAAUGUAAGGAGUGUGGAAAGUUCUUUAGACUUACAUCAGCCCUUAUUCAACAUCAAAGAAUUCAUAGUGGUGAGAAACCUUAUGAAUGUAAGGUAUGUAGGAAGGCCUUUAGACAUAGUUCAGCCCUUACAGAACAUCAGAGAAUUCAUACUGGAGAAAAACCCUACGAAUGUAAGGCAUGUGGGAAGGCCUUUAGACAUAGUUCAUCCUUUACCAAACAUCAGCGCAUUCAUACUGGUGAUAAACCCUAUGAAUGUAAGGAAUGUGGAAAUUCCUUCAGUGUUGUUGGGCAUCUUACGUGCCAACCGAAAAUUUACACUGGUGAGAAAUCAUUUGACUGAAAUAAAUGUAUAAAGUGGU
Chlorocebus sabaeus (green monkey) is the source of this 1896-nucleotide messenger RNA. It is a transcript of the gene ZNF529, whose product is annotated as zinc finger protein 529. The record is from RefSeq and is a predicted model, not a curated record. Gene Ontology annotation, cellular component: nucleus. Lineage: Eukaryota; Metazoa; Chordata; Mammalia; Primates; Cercopithecidae. Gene Ontology annotation, biological process: regulation of transcription by RNA polymerase II. Gene Ontology annotation, molecular function: RNA polymerase II transcription regulatory region sequence-specific DNA binding; DNA-binding transcription factor activity, RNA polymerase II-specific.